CCUCAUUGGUCCACGAGCCGAGCUAAUAACACAAACAAAUCCUAAACAUAGUAAUAUUGAUUUAAAAUCGAAUUAAUUUGCACAACAUGGCGUUUAAAUUGCUAGUGUCUGCUGUUUUUGCGACUUUGUUGUCUGCGCACGCGUCACCGCUUGCUUUGAAAAGCAUUGAACGCAGUUUCCCAUUCUACAGCAAAGAGGAAUGGGGAGCUGAGGUACCCACAGACGUGAGGCCCCUGCACCACCCGGCACCCUACGUGGUCAUCCAUCACACUUACAUACCCUCGGCUUGCGACUCCGUGGAGGAUUGCUCAGCCAAGAUGCGCUCCAUGCAGAGAUACCAUAACAGCUUGGGGUGGGGCGAUAUUGGUUACCAUUUCUGCGUGGGUGGUGAUGGAGCAGCAUACGAGGGCCGCGGCUGGGACACGGUGGGCAUCCACGCGACCGUCGCCAACAGCCACAGCAUCGGCAUCUGUCUUAUUGGAGACUGGAGAGUGGAACUACCUCCAGUUGAGCAGCUAGAAACGACCAAAGCUUUAAUCGAAGAAGGAGUAAUACGAGGCAAGAUCAGCCCCGACUACAAACUGAUAGCUCACAACCAGGUCAGCGCGACUGAGUGUCCUGGUGACGCCCUCGUCGCAGAAUUCUCUACCUGGCCACAUUAUACCCCUGGACGUCCUGACUUCAGUGUUUUGACGACCACGCCUGCAGCGACUACUUCGGCAUAAAGCUCUCUUAUCUCUGUACCUAUUAAACUUAGCAAUCAUUUGAAAAAAAUAUGACAAUCGUAUCAGGGACUUUGACUCCGCCUACGUUUGAAUGUAGCGACAAAUAAUGUUAUUACUAAUUAUGUAAAAGGAAUAACUAUUAUAUUUAUUGUACUAUAGGGGCUUUCAUCGAAAUUAAAUUUCAAAAUAGGGAAUAUUAAAAAAAAAUAUAUUUAUCAUGCUUUUUCGGAAAAUCGACAUUUUGAUUGGAUGCAGGUCAAAAUUAUUAAUAACUUAUCUAAUAUAGCAUUAUAUUUUUCUGACUUUUGCACUAUUUUUGAUCGAAAAUAGCAAAAGUGGAUAAUAUUUUGUUGCCAUUGUAAACUUAGCCAUAUACUUCUAUGACUGAGGCUUAUCGACUGAAAUCCUUGUUGUUUUGUUUUUGCAUUUUUAUUUAUUAUCACAUGCUUGCCAUUAUUUAUAAAUAAACAAUUAAAUGCCUGUUUCAUAUUUUAAA
This is a messenger RNA of Helicoverpa zea (corn earworm), 1221 nucleotides long. It is a transcript of the gene PGRP-S5, whose product is annotated as peptidoglycan-recognition protein LB-like. Gene Ontology annotation, biological process: innate immune response; peptidoglycan catabolic process. NCBI's taxonomy places the organism in Eukaryota, Metazoa, Arthropoda, Insecta, Lepidoptera, Noctuidae. The coding region runs from base 87 to 725 and encodes 212 amino acids. The transcript is spliced from 4 exons. Gene Ontology annotation, molecular function: zinc ion binding; N-acetylmuramoyl-L-alanine amidase activity; peptidoglycan binding. The record is from RefSeq and is a predicted model, not a curated record.